Sphenostylis stenocarpa is the source of this 1704-nucleotide messenger RNA. The record is from the annotation of a GenBank genome assembly. Lineage: Eukaryota; Viridiplantae; Streptophyta; Magnoliopsida; Fabales; Fabaceae.
AUGGGUGAUGGAGAAGAAAUGGCCGGGGCUUCGGGUCUCCGGCGAGUGGUGGAGCUCAUCCUUGCCGUGCUCUCUCUCUCGCACUCGAUUCGUGUCUUCGCCGGAAAAUGGCAACUCAUUCGUAACAAGCUGGAGGAGCUUCACGGCGGUUUAGUCGCUGCCGAGAACUGUGACUCCGGCGAGAGCCCGUCGUUUUCGCGGCUGGUGGCGGCGGUGGAGGCCACCGCGACGGAGUGUUACGAUCUGUGUCGGCGCUGCGUCGAUGUUUCCUACAGCGGGAAGCUUCUGAUGCAGAGUGAUUUGGACGUGGCGUUCGCGAAGCUCGAUGCGCACACGAGGAAGCUCUCUGAGAUAUACAAAACGGGGAUUUUAACAAAUGGGUUCGCGCUCGUUGUGUCAAAGCCGAGUCUUGGCGCUUCGAAAGAGGACAUGAGGUUCUACGUGAGGGACUUAACGACAAGGAUGAAGAUUGGAGAUUUGGGGAUGAAACGACAAGCGUUGCGGAACCUUCUAGAAGUUGUAUUGGAGGAGGAGAAGUAUGUGAAGGUGAUUGUUGACGUGGGAGACGUGGUUCAUUUGUUGGUGGGAUUUUUGGGUUCUAAUGAGGUGGAAAUCCAGGAGGAGAGUGCCAAGGUUGUUUCUGUGGUUGCAGGAUUUGAUUCUUAUAAAGGGGUUUUGGUUGGUGCGGGGGUGAUUGCUCCUUUGAUUAAGGUUCUGGAUUGUGGGAGUGAUUUGGGGAAGGUUGCGGCUGCGAGGUGUCUGGUGAAGUUGACUGAAAAUUCGGACAAUGCUUGGUGUGUUUCGGCUCAGGGAGGGGUUAGUGUGUUGUUGAAGAUUUGUGGUGCUGCUGAUUGUAGCGGUGAUUUGGUUGGACCUGCUUGUGGGGUGUUAAGGAAUCUCGUCGGUGUUGCGGAGAUAAAGAGGUUUAUGGUUGAUGAGGGUGUCGUGUUAACUUUCAUUAGGCUUGUGAGGUCCAAGGAUGAAGCGAUUCAGGUGAAUUCGAUUGGGUUUAUUUUGAGUAUUGCCUCUGGGGAUGAGUUGGUUAGGCAGAUGGUGAUCAAAGAGGGAGGGAUUCGUGCUUUGUUGCGUGUUUUGGAUCCUAAGUGGUCUUAUUCGUGUAAAACCAGGGAGGUAGCAAUGAGGGCUGUCGAGGAUUUGUGUUUUUGUUCACCUAGUUCUGUGGGUAUUUUGAUGAGUUAUGGCUUUGUGGAUCAGUUGGCAUAUUAUAUUCGAAAUGGGGAGGUUUCGAUUCAGGAAUUGGCAUUGAAAGUGUCGUUUAGGUUGUGUGGAACAUCUGAGGAGGCUAAGAAAGCAAUGGGGGAUGCAGGGUUUAUGGCAGAGUUUGUUAAGUUUCUCAACGCAAAGUCAUUUGAGGUUCGAGAAAUGGCAGCUGAGGCACUCUCUGGCAUGGUUAUGGUGCCUCGAAACAGAAAGAGAUUCGUGCAGGAUGACCAUAAUAUUUCCCUUCUUCUGCAAUUGCUUGAUCCACAGGAGGGGAAUUCUGGUAAUAAAAAGUUCUUAAUCUCCAUAUUAAUGUCCUUAACGAGUUGCACUAGUGGGAGGAAAAAGAUUGUCAGUUCCGGAUAUGCCAAAAACAUAGAAAAACUUGCGGACGCCGAAGUUUCUUCUGAUGCCAGAAGACUUGUGAAGAAGCUAUCAACAAGCCGGUUCCGCAGUAUGUUGAGUGGGAUCUGGCACUCGUGA